Messenger RNA from Meriones unguiculatus (Mongolian gerbil), 3484 nucleotides. It is a transcript of the gene Kcng1, whose product is annotated as potassium voltage-gated channel modifier subfamily G member 1. Gene Ontology annotation, biological process: potassium ion transmembrane transport; regulation of delayed rectifier potassium channel activity; protein homooligomerization. Lineage: Eukaryota; Metazoa; Chordata; Mammalia; Rodentia; Muridae. The record is from RefSeq and is a predicted model, not a curated record. The coding region runs from base 252 to 1799 and encodes 515 amino acids. Gene Ontology annotation, cellular component: voltage-gated potassium channel complex; membrane. The transcript has 3 exons. Gene Ontology annotation, molecular function: delayed rectifier potassium channel activity; protein binding.
CAGCCCGGCGGGCACCAGGAGGCGAAGGCGGGACGGCCAGGGGUCCGAGCGCGCAGGCCAGCGGCCCCGGGGCCAAAGUUUGCCAGCAGCCGGGGGAGGCCAGGCGGGCGCCACGUGCCGCUCGCCGCCGGCUCGCGCAUCCUCACCCCCGGCCUCGCUGCGCCGGAGGACCGAGCCGCGGCCCGGCUAGCUGCUAGGCGGGGACGCUGCGACGGGAACUUAAGGUCCAAGAGGGAUGUGAAGCCCCAAAAAUGACUCUGUUACCGGGAGACAACUCGGAUUACGACUACAGCGCCCUGAGCUGUGCCUCGGAGGCCUCCUUCCACCCGGCCUUCCUCCCACAGCGCCAGGCCAUCAAGGGCGUCUUCUACCGCAGGGCCCAGCGGCUGAGGCCGCAGGACGACCUGCACCAGAGCAGCUGCCUCGGGGACCGCAGGCGACAGAUCAUCAUUAACGUGGGCGGCAUCAAGUAUUCCCUCCCCUGGACCACGCUGGACGAGUUCCCACUGACACGGCUGGGCCAGCUCAAGGCCUGUACCAACUUUGACGACAUCCUGAGCGUGUGCGACGACUAUGACGUCACCUGCAACGAGUUCUUCUUCGACCGGAACCCGGGGGCCUUCGGCACCAUCCUCACCUUCCUGCGGGCCGGCAAGCUGCGCCUGCUGCGGGAGAUGUGCGCGCUGUCCUUCCAGGAGGAGCUGCUCUACUGGGGCAUCGCCGAGGACCACCUGGACGGCUGCUGCAAGCGCCGGUACCUGCAGAAGAUCGAGGAGUUUGCCGAGAUGAUGGAGCGGGAGGAGGAGGAGGAGGAGCCGCUGGACAGCGAGGACCAAGACAGCGAGGGCCCAGCCUCCAGCGAGGGACGCCUGAGCCGCUGCAUGAGGAGGCUGCGCGACAUGGUGGAGAGGCCACACUCCGGGCUGCCUGGCAAGGUGUUUGCCUGCCUGUCCGUCCUCUUUGUCACCGUCACUGCCGUCAAUCUGUCUGUCAGCACCCUGCCCAGCCUGCGGGAGGAGGAGGAACAGGGUCAGUGUUCCCGGAUGUGUCACAACGUCUUCAUCGUGGAGUCGGUGUGCGUGGGCUGGUUUUCCCUCGAGUUCCUGCUGCGGUUCAUCCAGGCACCCAGCAAGUUCGCCUUCCUGCGGAAUCCGCUGACCCUCAUCGACCUGGUGGCCAUCCUGCCGUACUACGUCACCCUGCUGGUGGACGGCGCUGCCUCCAGCCGCCGAAAGCCGAGCACCGGAAACAGCUACCUGGACAAGGUUGGGCUGGUGCUGCGCGUGCUUCGGGCGCUUCGCAUCCUCUACGUGAUGCGCCUGGCCCGACACUCACUGGGGCUACAGACCCUGGGCCUCACAGCCCGUCGCUGCACGCGCGAGUUCGGGCUUCUGCUGCUUUUCCUGUGCGUGGCCAUUGCCCUCUUUGCCCCGCUGCUCUACGUCAUCGAGAAUGAGAUGGCGGACAGCCCCGAAUUCACCAGCAUCCCUGCCUGCUACUGGUGGGCCGUCAUCACCAUGACAACCGUGGGCUACGGAGACAUGGUACCCCGGAGCACGCCGGGCCAGGUGGUGGCUCUGAGCAGCAUCCUCAGUGGGAUCCUGCUCAUGGCCUUCCCUGUCACGUCCAUCUUCCACACUUUCUCCCGCUCUUACCUGGAGCUCAAGCAGGAACAGGAAAGGGUGCUGAUCCGCAGGGCCCAGUACCUCAUGAAAACCAAGUCCCAGCUCAGUGGCAUGUCCCAGGACAGUGACAUCUUGUUUGGAAGCGCCUCUUCAGACACUAGGGACAACAACUGAGGCAAGAGGACACCCCUGCCCCGCCUGCCAGCUGCGGCUUCAUGCAACCACCGUCGCCACCGACGCCUGGAAAAGGACUUAGUGCUUUCAAGUCCAGCCCUGGCUUGGGACUGACUUGAGCGAGCCACACCACAGAGAGCAUACGUGCCACCUCACCGGGAGUCCCUGCCCUCCCUCUAAGCCCAGAAGUGAAAGGGAAGCCAGCAGGAGCCAAUACCUCACCCAACCCGGCCUCGCUUCUGUUUCCCUCCCUUGGAAGCUGACUGGCUCCCUUUACCAUGUAGAGAACACACCCAGCAAAACCCGCAGACUCCGGGACUGCUUGGAGAAAAGCAGACAGCAGGCAGCCAUGGAAAGAAGAAAAACGCCUGCCAUUGGGACCUUCAAGAAAGGAGCUGUGUCUCUGAGAGACGCCAGCUUUGGGGUACCGGAAGUGAAAGGACCGUGUUGCUAGGGUCUCUGGGCUGGUGGGCCACGGGCAGGAUGGGAGAACAGUGAACAGACCUUUAGGGAGCCUGCCACAGAUGCUGCGUUCAAGCUGCUGCUGCUCCUGACUCCUGCGCCUGUCCUUCCUCCUUCAUCCUGCUCUUUCUCCCUCUUUUGCUCCUUGAGGGCCCUCUUUUCGGACUCCCCUCAUCCCGGUAGGGGCAGGCACCAACCAGCCAAUAGGCUCCGCUGAUUUCAGAGGUGAAAUUGCUUCAUUUUAUGGUUUUUAAAAGUCAGUGAGAUCUUAGCCUACUCCGAUUUAUUUUAAUGUUAAGCCCCCCCCCCAAAAAAGCACUUUAUACCCCUUUACCUUGGCCUCAGUCUAAACCCACAGUGGGCCGCUGCUUCCAUCAGGGGAGGUUCCCUCCAUCCCCAGAAGUCUAGGGAAUUUGGGGAAAACCUCCUCUAUGCCCUCAAAGGGAGCCACUCUCUCUCAAGUGGCCUCAAGAAGCGUAGUUUGUGCACCACAAGAGGGAUCCCAAGCCAACCUAGAAGAUUCCGUCCCAGCCUGAGUCUUGGGUGCCUGGCACUGAGGGAACACAUGGCAUACAUCCUGGACCCACACAUACACGCGCGCACACACACACGCAACCACGAACACACACACUUGUCCGAAGCCUCACGGUACGAGCAGCUUUUUUUACUGCAUCAUCCCACAGCCCAGCUGCCUUCUCUCUGUCCAGCAGCAGAAAGUGGGCUUGAGAUACCCAAACCCUGCCCACUGCCCCAGUCUCCAGCGUCUCCCAAACCUCCACACCUGUUCAGACAUUGCACCGGCCCCUCCUGCCUCCCUUCAGACACACCCAGCCCUCCCCACCUCACCGUGGGCCUCUCCACACCUGCAAGAUGCCCUCCCUGCCGAACACGGCGUGCCUAACCCGUUCCUUUCUCUGCUGCCCUGUCCUUAGCGCCCACACCUGCAGCUUCACCACUUUCUCCUUUCCCUGCUGAACCCUCACCAAGGGAAAGCCCUUUCCUUAUUUCAAGGCUCCUGAGCUCUGCUCUGUCUCCUGCAGGACCAGUUGUGCAUAUUGGCAGGGACUGGAAAGUGGUCCCCUGCUGCCUCCCAGGACCUCGUUCAGGGGUCAGCACCUAACAGGCGCUCAGAAAACAUUGAGGAAAAAAAAAAAAAAAAACACAGAAUAAAGGGGAAACGGCAAAAAGGAACAGAGAUGGAAAACUGUGGCCAUUGCAGCUUA